AUGAAUUUAGCCAAUGAUGAAUAUCGAAUUAACAAACUAAAAGAUAUGAAGGACCUAAGAAUAGCGGAAAAUGAUAGGAGCAAGAGAUACGCAUUUUUUAACGAAUGUACAGAAAAUGACUUGAACGAUAUAGAAAAUGUAGUAAAUAAUAAAUCGAUAAGCGUAGAUACGAAGAUAGAAUUAUUUUAUUCCAAAUUGCAUAGCAAAAUAUUUGACAUUUUUCGAAUCGUGGCAGAUUAUAACUGCUUGUAUAUUAUAAAUGGGGAGGGACUGAUCAUCCACAUCUGUAUGUUGUUAUCUAAAUUUUAUUCCUUCGAAAAUGAAGACGAUGAAAAUAUUCUCUCCUUUAAUAAUUCUCUAAAUAUUAGCAGCGCAAUUUAUUACGUAGAAAAGAUACUAAGCGAUUUAUCUGAAUGUAAUUCAAAUUUUCACAUUUUAUUUUUCAACAUAUUUAAUAUAUUUUUCGAGAAAGAGACGAAAGUUUUUAGGAAUUAUAAUUUAGUAAGGAAUGCUUUUAUCAUUCAUUGUAAGAAAAAUUUGAUUCCAUUUUUUAUUUUUGACAACUGGUACAAUGACAACAAUUACAAUUUUUAUUUGAUAAAGUACAAGCCUCUGUUUAUGUUUGUCGAAGAUAGUUCGUCCUUUUUGUAUGCGUUUAAUAAGUUUUACGUGAGUCCGAUUGGGGAUGAGGCCACGGCGAAUACGUCCGGUGAGAAGGGGGGGGUCCAAGACCAUGUCGGAGAAGCCAGCACCGGGAAGGAUACAAACUACAAGGAAUACAUUGUGAAGAAAAGAAUUUACGACCACUACAAUGAAGAGAUAAGGGAGCUGUCCAUUUGUUUUUACUUUCUCCUGAUCAAUAACAUAUUGAGGGAUAUUAAGUGCGUGUUUUUUUUUAAUUUCGAGUCUGAGAAGAACACCAUAAAUGCGUUUUCUAUAAAUUACAUGGGUAUCAAUUUUAAGAUCUUGGCAAUGUUGAAUGAGGAGGCGUCCGUUCUGUUUGACAGAAAGUUUUAUGGAAGGGAGGCAGCUGAGGGGGGAAAGUUUGAGGGGGCGAAGUCAGACGGGAUGACGAAUCUUCUUAUCACAUCGCAGGAUAUAAAAGAUUACGAUCUGAUGCAUAAGGAAGAGGAAAAGCACAGCGAAGAGGAACAGCAAAUUUUGGAGUCAUUUUCAAAGCGGGUUAGUGAAGAUGGGACAAAUUUGAAAAACGUCGUUCUGGGCCUUUUUUACGAGAGGAGCAAAGCGAUAAAGGGGAUAAAUGAGCAGAAUAGAUGGAACCAUUUUGUGUUCAUCCUGAAGCUCCUUUUUAUGCACAAUUAUUUAAUAGAAAAGUUGAACAUGAAAAAUUUAUGCCUGUAUGAUCAGUGUACGGGAGAUAGUAAGGACAUCGCAAAAGCGGUAAAAAACGCAGCAGAACCGUACGUACGCUUGUAUCUAGAUAUAUACAACUUCGUUUUGAAGACGCUUCAAAAGGAGGUGCAUUGUGAUGCUUUGAAAAGUGCGAGGAACGUCGAUUUGUUAAACUUUUUUAAUGCUUCCAUAGUGCACAAUUUGAUAAAUUUUGUGUGUUUUAAGUUGAGAAAAAAUGUGUACGUCAUCGAACAUGAAGAUUUUUCAUUUGAAGGGAAGAACGUCUUUGAAAGUGCUUUUCAAAAUGUAGUAGGUGAUAAUGGCAUUUCUUUUUUCCCUCUCAGUUUUGCAUUUCUGAAGGAUGAUAUAAACUUUUUGCAAAAACGGGAAGCGAAUGAUUUGGGGAACCAAUCGGAAGAGCCAAGUGAUAGUGGCAGAAACGCGGGGCAGAAAAAGGAAGGAGAACUCAUGAGCAAUGUAGAUAAUGGGCAAAAUGAACUCGCCGCAGGGAAUAAAAAAAACGCAAAUAAUGGGAAUGCUCCCACAAAUGUCAAUUUAAUAAAAAUUAGAAAUGAUUUUAUAGAAACUUUUUUCAGCAUAAAAGAUUUAGUAAAGAAUGACAAGCUGGAGGAGGAUGCAAAAACGGUGUACAUCAAGUUGAACUUAGUAAACAAAUGCGUAGAAUAUGAUAGCGAAUUUUUCGAGUUGUCCGGAUUGUUGCACAUCAGUGAUAGGGAGAGCCUAAUGGAUAUUCUAAAGAGUUACUUCAAAAUAUCGAGAGAUAAUCGGCUCCCAUUGAACAUGAAGGAAAAGGACGAUAAGUACAAAUUAAGGCGCCAACAGAGGGACGAAAAGAGGAAAGCAAUAAUCGCAAAGUACCUAAAUAUCAGUUCGCUACAUCAUCCUAUUGUCAUUUCGGAGAAUCACCCGUGGAUAAAGUUCUACGUUUAUACUAUCGAAAAAUUGUAUAACUAUUUGAAAGAUGAGGAGAAAAGGAAUGGAAUCAAGUUUAGAAUGAAAAGGCUGUUUGAUGGGUCCUCCGAUGGGGAAGAGAACCAGCUGGAGGGGCAAAGCAAAGGGAGUAAGAAAAAAACGAAGAAAAGUAAAAACGACAUAUACGAAAUGUUGGAUGACUCAAAUGAGGAUAGCGAUUUAGAAAAUGAUAUGAAGCACGAAAGGGGGAAUAACAGGGAUGAUAACAGAAAAGGGCGUAACGAAAAGGCAGCUAAAAAGGGUGCCAAAGCGAAUGUAAACACAUUAAGCAGGAAAGAUGAAAUUUUGAAAAAAAAAGAAAUGUCAAAUGAGAAGAAAAUUUACGAAGUAGACUUAGAAAGGUACAACGUGUUAGAAGCCAAGGUAAAUAAACUGCGAAGCAAUAAUAGCUACUCAGACAUGAACACCUGGUCACUGGAUAUCAUUUCCGGAUUUAACAGACUAGUAGAUGUGUACAACUUUAACAACGUUACAAAUUUAAUCAAAAGUGUGGAGCUCCAAAUAAAAAUUAGUAUAAAGGUUUUGAGCAGCAUGUUUGAAAUUAUCAUGUACACGAAGUUAAAGAAUGUGAAGAGCAGCAGGCAAAAGUCGGAUGCAAUCAGAAGCAUUAUGCUGAUCUACAAAUUGACCAACGAAAUUUUUAACAAAUUUAAGGAAAAUUUGAGCGAAAAGGAUAUAGUACAACUACAAACGGUGUUGUUAUCUCUAGGGUUCAAAAAUAGCAGUUAUAAUUUGUUCGAAGAGUACGUAAAAGUAAGGAGGAACCUUUUGAAAUUGUCUGGAGAGGGUGGAGAAGAAGAGGCAGAUGAGGAUAAAGUGGGUUCUGCAAAACAUGGAAAAGGAAAAGGAAAUGAAAAGAGCAAACUGAAAGAUGGUGGAACAUUGAAUGAUAAGAAAAAAGGAGCGCAACAAAGUGGCAACCAAGGCAAAAGCAAGGGGGGCAAGAAAGCGAACGAGAUGGCCGCAGAGAAUGAUGGGAGUAGUACCCAUGGGAGCGGCUCAAAACACGCCAAGAAUAAAGAAAGGGGAAAAGAUGCACACGAUAUUUAUAAAUACAAACUGGAAUCUGUCAAAAAUUAUAGUGAACUAAAAAUUGAUGAGAAGAAAGAACACGAAUUUCAGUUGUAUUAUAUGUACUACUUGUUAGAUAGAACAACCGGUAAUAUAAAGGAUAAGCGAGUGCUCUUCACCCUGGAUACUUGGCAGUAUAAUAUUUUAAAUUUGGUGGAUAGACGAAAGAGCAUUUUAGUUUCCUGCCCCACAAGUAGUGGUAAAACAUUUAUUUGUUACUACGUAAUGGACAAGGUGCUACGAUUAAAUAACGACAGUGUGGUUGUGUAUGUAGCUCCUAACGACACUUUGGCAUUUCAAGUUUAUCAUGAAGUAAAUGGAAGAUUCAGCACCAAGGGUUACUCGAAGUAUGGCGGAAAUAAAUUGUGUUCCUAUAUGACGGACAAAUAUGCAGAGGAAAAUGCGUUAGACGCUCAAAUAGUCAUCGUUUUACCGAGUGUGUUUGAAAAUAUUUUACUUUCGGGGUAUGCUGUAAAUGAUGAAAAUUCAAACUUGAACGUAUCAAAAUUUAUUAGCCGAAUUGAGUACAUCAUUUUUGAUGAAAUCCACUGUAUAGGAGACAAAGAAUUUUAUGGAACGCAAAUAGAGAAUAUUAUCCAUUUGUGUAAUGCCCCCUUUUUGGCCCUAUCCGCAACAAUAGGUAAUAUAAAAUAUUUUUAUUCUUGGUUGCAAAACGUGAUGAUGAAGAAGGGAAAAGGGGAGCAGGACCUGCACUUAAUAAAAUUUUACGAACGGUUUUCGGAUUUAAUUUUGUAUGUGUACACGAACAAUAAUCUGCACCAUUUGAACCCGUUGGCUUGCUUCAAUUUCAGGGACAUUUUGUAUAAGGGGAUCAAUAAAGAUUUUUAUUGUAACCCUAGGGAAAUCUACGAAAUCAUAAUUGUGCUGUUCGAGUUGGCGAGGAAGAACAACUUCUACCACUUGGUGGAAUUUUUAGAACCUUCCUUUUAUUUCCAGUACACGAGGUGUAUAAACAAAAAGCAGUUCAUUUAUUACAUGCACACUGUGAAGGAGACCAUCGUUUACUUGAUUCAAAAUAAGUACAUCUCCAAUUUGGACUAUGACAUGUUCAUACACAUUUUGCUGUCGAAUUAUAUGAAGAACGCUGACUGGGUGAAGGACGAGGGGGGCGACGAAGGGGCAAAGGAUAAAGUGGGUGACGAAGAGGCAUCCAAGAAUGAAUCGAAAGGCACCCCAAGCAGUAGCGCCACGAAGCACCUGUACAGCAACACUGUGAAGGAAGUUGUUCCAAAGCAGCAGCUUUUCCAGGAACUCUACAAAAGUGUUGUACUGGACGAGAAGUACAUACUGAACAAGUCGCACGACUUGGUGAAGUACACCGAAACGGUAAACACAGAACAGGAAUAUCUAGAUAGCAGUAAGUUGAUAGAAUUACUAAAGCAGUUAGAACAGAUUAACUUCCUCCCAUGUAUUGUGUUCAACUUUGAGAGAAAGGAGCUUGAAGAUAUGACUAUAAAUCUGAUUAACGAACUUAUGAAAAGACAACACGAUAAAUAUUACGGAGAUGAAGAAAGGACUUUUAACACCAAGAUGGAAAAUAAAAUGAGACAAGAAAGGUACGAAAAUUUGCUUAAACAGAGAGAAAUAUUGUUAAAAAUGAAGACCGUUUCACGUAAUCAGAGGUUGGAACAAAAUAUGGAUAAGGAAUAUUUGGACAUGCUCAAUGAAGAAGAGAUCCCAGAACCACCAGUCGACGUUUCGGAAGAAUAUGAUGGAGACUUCUACUUCUGCAACAGGAAAGUCUACAUUAACUAUGUUACAGAGAUAGAAGAUUUGAUCAGAGAAGCGGAAAGAGCCAUCGAAGGAAGGAAAUACAAAUCUGUGCUAAUCGAAGGGCUGAAAAGGGGAAUAGGACUACAUUAUGAAGUACUGCCUUACAAAUUUACCAUCAUUGUGGAGUCCCUAUUUCGACUAGGAUAUAUUAAAAUUAUUUUUAGCAAUAAGAAUUUAUCGCUAGGUAUUAAUAUACCUUGUAAAUCUAUCAUUUUUGCUGGACAUACUUUCGAAUUAAAUUCAGUCAUGUUUAAACAAACGUCUGGAAGAGCCGGAAGAAGAGGCUUCGAUUUGUAUGGAAAUAUUAUCAUAUGGAAUAUUAACUUUAAAAAUUUAAGGAGAUUAAUUACGUCCCCUCUGCAGACCCUGUCAGGUUCCUAUGCUGUGAAUUUUACGAAUAUUUGUAGAAGUAUGUUGUUGUACAACUGCUUGAAGAAGAAUAAAGACUUGGAGGAAAUUACCAACAGAAACAAAGCAGUGGUUAAUAAGCCCAUUAAGAAGAAGAAGAAAGAUGAAACCAUGACUGUUGCUGAAAAGGAAGAGAUAUUUGAGAAAAACAGAAGUAUUAACGUAAAUUUUUUUACCCGAAUUAAUGGCAUCCUUAGCGUUUUUUACAAUUCGUUGUAUUAUGUAAAUGCAUUUCAGCAUAGGGGGGAUGGCGACGGGGAUGAUAAAGCCGGUUCGCAUUUUUCGGAACGUGUAACUAUGACGAAGGGGGGUGAAUCAAACCAGCAAAAAUUGCAAAAUGGGGAUGUAGCGGGGAACGAAAUUUCUUCCCCCGCUGAUGCGGUGCACAUGGGGAAUGAGAACCCCGGAAUGGAAACGACUGAAUUGUUAAAUUACCAUCCCAGUGAAUUCGAUCAUCAGAAGGAGAAAAUCAAUGCGCUGAGGAAAUACGUGGAUAGAAAAUACGAAUACAACGACUUAUACUGCGAAUUUUUAGCCAUGAAAAAAGGCAAGAAAAGUGAAGUAAAGGAAGGUGAAAAACACUUAAAGGAAUUGUGCUUCAGAAUUAAAGCCCAUUUCCUAAUGUUUAUAAACAUUUUGGUCGAGAUGGAAGCAAUAGAUGAAGAGUGCAAUAUAAUAAAUAUGACCGAGCUAGCCAUAUUUUUAAAAAAAGAAUGUGACAACAAUUUAGUAUUAACCUAUUUGUUAGUAAAAAAAGUAUUACAUAAUAUUGUUGGAGAUGGCACAUUUUUAGGUUCCUCUGUUGGUAUGAUUCCGCUGCAAAAAGUAAUUGAUCGUGUAACGUUUGAGAAGAAUUAUUCGCGUAAUGUUUUGGUAGACGAUUCUGCUAGAGGGCAAUUCAUUUUGUUAUUUAUACUUUCCCAUUUUAUUAAUAAAAUAAAAGAAAACAAAAUAGCCUUGACGAAGGUGCUAAUAAAUUUCAAUUGUAAAGUUAGAACCAAAUUGGAGUUAUUCAGCUCCACGUAUUUCCCCUUAUUGCACAUUUUGCCAGCCCCUGUCCGAAAGCAUAUAAAGAACAUUGAAAAUGUUUUGUUGAGGUACCUCAUGAAUUACUCCUUGCUGGUUUUAGCAAAAUUAAAUUUGUUGCACAGGAAGAAGACGUACUUACUGCCCUACACCCAGCUGUACAUUUUCGAGCAGCACCCAGCACUCCAUUUGGGGGAGAUAUUUCCGGAGGGACAUUCCGAGUACUUGACCUUUUAUCAGUCGAAGCUCCGCGACUACAAAGUAAGAUCGCCCUUCCUGGCUUCCCUAUACCAGUGCGACAAUUUCGAAACCCUAGAUGAACUGCUUUACACGUCCAUACUGGACUUAGAUAUACGAAAGAACAUGAUUCCAGACAUCGGAGAGGAUUACAUCUCCUUUUUCAAAUUCGAAGAUGAUGUAAUAAAAGAGGAAAAGGUGUGCUUGAAGAAUUCCUACAUUUUGGAUUAUUUUAUUCAUGGCAAAUAUAAUGUACUGAGGAGCAAGAAUGACUUGGGUCAGUAUAGCUGGUACAUAGUGGAUCGAUUUAUCCAGGCACUAAAUAACAUCGAACACUUUUUGCAUGGAGUGAAGAAGGACAGCCUGUUGCUAUCAUCCGACGUUUUUUACACGUACCUGAACACCUUGAAGGACGUUUUGGAGAAGUACUUCAAGUCGAUUAAUUCUGCGCAGGCGCAGAAUGACUAG
Plasmodium cynomolgi strain B is the source of this 7350-nucleotide messenger RNA. Its product is annotated as DEAD/DEAH box helicase. The transcript is spliced from 2 exons. Gene Ontology annotation, cellular component: cytoplasm. The record is from RefSeq and is a predicted model, not a curated record. Gene Ontology annotation, molecular function: nucleic acid binding; ATP binding. The coding region runs from base 1 to 7350 and encodes 2449 amino acids. NCBI's taxonomy places the organism in Eukaryota, Apicomplexa, Aconoidasida, Haemosporida, Plasmodiidae.